AAACUAUCGUGUUUGCUUGCCCGUUGGACGGUCUCUCUCUCUCUCUCUCUCAUAAGUCAUAGCAUCAAACAAACAGCAUAAAAAGCAAGCUAACAGCAAAGAGAAAGAGAAAAAGCGAGUUUCAGAGAGCCGAAUACAGAUCUACCAAACAUGGGUUAGACUUGCUAAGGAACAUCAAAACAUGCAGUUAAUCAGAGAACAAAGAAUUUCUCGUUUCUUUCACAUAUUAUGAAGAUAGUGGCGCUUUUUUAUACAUAAAGUAUACUCAUCAGAUACGAGGAGUGAGACCCCAGAAGCUUUACACUAGUCAUCCGUGUUUCACUGAUUAGCAUUUGGUCGAAUACAUCCAGUUCUUAUAUCUUUAUUAUUUGGAGGAUUUUGGUUUCCUAUAAUCAGAACUAGAAAGUAGUAGCGUUAUUGGAUCGAGUCAUGGCAGCUGUGUCGCACGGAGAUUCUAAACGCAAGUAUUCCUGGUGGUGGGACAGCCACAUAAGCCCCAAAAACUCAAAAUGGCUUCAGGAAAAUCUUACAGAUAUGGAUUUAAAAGUAAAACAAAUGAUUAAGCUUAUAGAAGAGGAUGCAGAUUCUUUUGCAAGGAGGGCAGAGAUGUAUUAUAAGAAACGCCCAGAGCUUAUGAAAUUGGUUGAAGAAUUUUACAGAGCAUAUCGUGCCUUGGCUGAAAGAUAUGAUCAUGCGACUGGAGCGCUCCGUCAGGCACAGCGAACAAUGGCAGAAGCAUUUCCCAACCAAGUCCCUUUCAUAUUGACUGAUGAUUCACCUGCAGGUUCUGCUGAUGGUGAGCCCCGUACACCAGACAUGCCACCAAUACGUGCACUUUUUGAUCCUGACGAAUUGAAAAAUGACGCUUUGGGAAUCUCUCCAUCUUACUCCCAUGCUUUAAAGAGGCUCGGAGCUUUUACUGAAGAAUCUGAUUCUGUUCCUGUCAGAAAGAGUUUGAAACAGUUCAAUGAUUUGUUGGGGACCGGAGAAGCAAGGGCAAGAAAAGGCCUUAGUUUUCACGAUGCUGAAGAGAACGAUCAUGGUGUGCAAGACAAUGACAAAAAUGAUAUCAAGUCUCGAGUUCCAUCUGAUUCUCAGCGAGUGGGUAAAGCUGAGCUGGAAAUUGCAACCCUAAAGGACACUCUUGCUAAAUUAGAAGCUGAAAAGGAGGCUGGCCUGCUCCAGUACCAACAGAGUUUGCAGCGAUUGUCUAAUCUGGAGUCAGAAGUCUCUCGCGCAAAAGAGGAUUCCAAAGGGCUUAAUGAACGAGCCAGCAAAGCUGAAGCUGAAGUACAAACUUUGAAGGAAGCCCUCACUAAACUAGAGGCUGAAAGGGAAGCUAGUUUGCUUCAAUACCAGCAGUGCUUGGACAAAAUAACUAAUCUGGAGAACAUAAUCUCCCACACCCAGAAGGAUGCAGGGGAACUCAAUGAGCGUGCUAGUAAAGCUGAAGUUGUGGUUCAGUCACUUGAGCAGGAACUGGCUAACUUAGAAGCUGAAAAAGAAGAAUUUCUUUAUCAGUACAAAGAGUGUCUGGAGAAGAUAUCUGAUCUGGAGGGCAAAUUAUUGCAUGCUGAGGACGAUGCCAGGAAGUGUUAUGAACGUGCUGAUAAAGCUGAAAGGGAAAUUGAAACCUUGAAGGAAAUGCUAGCCAAGCUGACUGACGAGAAUGAAGCUGCUGCUACACAGUACCAGAAGUGCUUGGAUACGAUUUCAAGCUUGGAGCAGAAACUUGCUUUUGCCCAGGAGGAGGCCCAAAGGCUUAAAUCUGAGGUAGAUGAUGGGGUUGUGAAGUUGAAGGGUGCUGAAGAAAAGUGUCUUCUGUUGGAGAGAUCAAAUAAUACUAUGCACUCUGAAUUGGAGUAUUUGGCACAGGAAAUGUCUGCUCAAAGUGAAGAACUUACGGAGAAGCAGAAGGAGUUGGGGAGACUGUGGACUUGCAUACAGGAAGAGCGCUUGCGAUUUGUGGAGGCUGAAACUGCUUUUCAGACUUUGCAGCAUGUGCACUCUCAAUCUCAGGAAGAACUGAGAUCUAUGGCUGCAGAGCUUCAGAAUAGGGCUCGGAUUUUGCAGGACCUAGAAGCUCGUAAUCAGAGUUUGCAGCAUGAAGUUGAGCAGGUCAAGGUAGAGAACAAAGGCCUAAGUGAAGUCAACUUAUCUUCAAAUUUGACGAUACAAGAUUUGCAAGAGGAGAUUUCAAACUUGAGGCAGACAAUAGGAAGGCUUGAAGCAGAGGUAGAACUUCGACUGGACCAAAGAAAUGCUCUUCAGCAAGAAAUUUACUGUCUGAAGGAGGAACUAAAUGACAUAAAUAAGAAAAACCAGGCUAUCAUGGACCAGGUGGAUUCAGUUGGCUUGAGUCCAGAGUGCCUUGGGUCAUCUGUGAAGAGUUUGCAGGAUGAGAACAUAAAGUUGAAAGAGGUUUGUGUGAGAGAGACAGACCAAAAUGUAGCUCUUUUGCAAAAGCUGGAGAUCAUGGAGAAACUUGCAGAGAGAAAUGCUCUUUUAGAGAAUUCAUUAUCAGAGUUGAAUGUCGAGCUGGAAGGGGUGAGAGAGAAGGUGCGGGUAUUAGAAGAAUCCUGUCAAUCUCUCUUAGAAGAGAAAUCCACUCUUGUUUCUGAGAAAGUCACUUUAGUUUCCCAGCUACAGGUUGCAACUGAUAACGUUGAGAAACUUACGGAGAAGACCAACUUUCUGGAGAAUUCCCUUUUUGAUGCAAAUGCGGAAGUUGAGGGGUUGAGGAUAAAAUCAAAGAGCCUACAAGAUUUAUGUAUGUUGCUCGACAAUGAGAAGUCUGAUUUAGCUACUGUGAAAGGAAAUUUAAUGUCUCAGUUGAACAUAACUCAGAAAAGACUGGAAGAUCUGGAGAAAAAUUAUAGGGACUUGGAAGAGAAAUGCUCCACUUUGGAGGAAGAGAGAGAAUCCACACUUCAUGAAAUAGAAGAAUUAUACGUUCGCUUAAAUGCCCAAAAGCAAGAACAUGCUAGUCUUGCCCAGUUGAGUGAGUCCCAAUUGGCUGGUAUGGCAACGCAGGUCCGUAUGCUACAAGAAGAAGGCCAGUGCAUAAAGAAAGAACAUGAAGAAGAACUCGACAAAGCCUUUUAUGCUCAGACAGAGAUUUUCAUUUUGCAGAAAUGCAUGCAAGAUCUGGAAGAACAUAAUUCUUCCCUUUCCAUUGAGCGUCAAAAACUCCUGGAGGAAUCUAAACUGUCAGAGAAACUGAUUUCUGAACUGAAGCAUGAAAAUCUAGAACAAGAAGUGGAAGUGAAAUCUUUGUAUGAUAAAAUUGAAGUGCUAAGGGUUGGUCUUUAUAGGGUGCUGAAGACUCUUGGACUGGAUGGGAAACAAGGGUGUGAAGACAAGGCUGAGCAAGAUCAAAUGCUUCUGAAUUAUGCUCUUGACAAGCUUCUAGAAACGCAAAGAUUUCUCUUGGAGAUGCAAGAUGAAAAUCAACAAUUGGGCAUUGAGAAUACUAUUCUGGUUACUCUGCUUGGGGAGCUGCAAUGGGAGUUGGCAAAUCUUACGGCAGCUAAAAACACCCUUGAUCAGGAGUUGGCAAGCAGGUCUGAGCAGUUCUUGGUUUUGCAUGGUGAGAGCCAAAAACUUGCAGAUGUUAACGAAGAAUUGAGUUUGAAGAUAAUAGAGGGAGAACACAAGGAGGAAACUUUGAAGGCUCAGCUAAAGACUAUGCAUGGACAGCUCUUAGAUUUGCAAGGAGAUUGCCAGAAUUUGCAAAAAGAGAACUGCAAGCUGGUUGAUGAGCAAAGAUUGCUAAUGAAAUCACUCUCAGACUUGGGAGAAGAGAAAUGCAAUUUAGAAGAUGAGAAUUUUACCAUUUUUGCUGAAACACUAUCAUUAAGUACCAUUUCUCUGAUUUUCAAGGAUAUCAUCUCUGAAAAACAUUCAGAAAUAAAGGAACUUAGUGAAAAUCUGGAUAAACUUCAUGUUGUCAAUAAUGGCCUUGAUGAGAAGGUGAAGAUAAUGGAGGGGAAGUUAUUAGAGCUUAGUAUCAUAAAGGAUGAGAAAAGAGAGUUGUAUAAAAUGGUGGAGGACCUAAAGUGCAAGCGUGAUGAGGUUGAGUUGAUACGAGCAGAUCAAGAAAAGCAGAUCAUCAAACUAUCUGGGGAUUGUGAUGAACAAAGUAAGGAGAUAGAAUGCAUUCAGAAAGCAAAUUGGGAAAUGAAGGCUGAACUGGGGAAAUUGAAUGGAGAACUUUUAGAAACUAAGGUCAGGGAGGAAAUAUUGAAUCGUGAACUGCAAAAAGGAAGAAAUGAAGCUGAAUGGUGGGAGUCUCAGGCCGUUGCACUUUUUGGCGAACUGCAGAUAUCUGCUGUCCAACAAGCACUUUUUGAAGGAAAGGUUCAUGAGCUCAUUGAAUUAUGUGAGAACCUUGAAGGCAGAAAUUGUUUGAAAGCUGAGGAGAUUGACCAGAUGAAAGAAAGGGUCAGCACCUUGGAACAUGAGAAUGAAGAACUGAAGUCUCAGAUGACUUCAUAUGUCCCAGCUUUCAUUUCUUUGACGGAUUGUAUAGCCUCUCUGGAAAAUCAUACACUCUCACAUCCAACAUUGCAUGAACACAAGGAAGCGAAGGAUACCCCAUUUGUGGUGCAUGCUGAAAGCUGUCAACGGAUUUGUGAUGACCAAACUGCCAUGGGACAAGGAGGACUUUUGGAAGUGGAGGGUUUGCGAAUGAGGAUUAUAGCUAUUCAAGAAGCUGUAGAAGAAAGGGAGAGGUUUGUUAUUCUGGAAAAAUCCGAGGCUUAUUCCAAACUUGCGGAAGCAAUUAGACAGAUUGAAGAGUUGAAAUCCAGAAGCAGCUUACAUGAAGAAGCUGUUGUUUCAAGCAAGAAAGGGAAUCAGAAUCCAGAGGACAAAGGACUGGGAUCUGCGGCUUAUUAUAAUCUCAGGCUUCAGAAGCCAACACAUGAAACCUCUGAAGAGGGCAGUGAGGUGAUGACGAAAGACAUAAUGCUUGAUCAGAUAUCUGAGUCUUCAUCGUACGGGAUCAGUAGAAGGGAUACUCCAGAAGCUGAUGCUCCGAUGCUUGAAAUAUGGCAAACUACAGAACAGGAUGCCGCUAUUGACCUCACUGUUGGAAAGGCUCAGAAGCAGACCGCUGCAUCGACUGAGAAGAAGGGCAAGAAGGAGCUUACUUCUAUGGAAUCAAUGGUUGAGAAGGAUGUUAGUGUGGACAAGUUAGAGAUCUCAAAGAGAUUGUCAGGGUCUCGUCAAGAUGUGAAUGAGAGGAAAAUUCUAGAAAGACUUGAUUCUGAUGCUCAAAAGUUAACUAAUCUUCAAAUAACUGUGCAAGACUUGAAGAGGAAGGUAGAGAUCACAGAAAAGAACAAGAAGGGAAAAGGAAAUGAAUAUGAUAGCGUGAAAGAGCAGUUGGAAGAAUCUGAGGAGGCCAUCACAAAGAUGUUUGAAGUGAAUCUUCAAUUAAUGAAGAGCAUUGAAGAUGAGCAAUUGUCCAUUGAUGAGAAAUCUGCAUUAGCAUCGGAUGAGAAUGGAAGUGCCAGAAAGAGAAGGAUUUCGGAACAGGCAAGAAGAGGGUCUGAAAAAAUUGGGCGGUUGCAAUUGGAGGUUCAGAAACUGCAAUUUCUUUUGCUGAAACUUGAUGAGGAAAACAAAAGCGGGGGAAAAACCAAAAUCAUAGAAAGUAAAACAAGAGUUCUACUGCGAGAUUAUUUGUAUGGCGGGACAAGAACAAGCCAGAAGAAAAAGAAAAGGCAUUUCUGCGCAUGCGUGCAACCUCCCACUGAAGGGGAUUGAGAAAAAUCACAUUCCAUCGGCAUAAAAUUGGUAUAGGUCAAGCUCAAGGUUAAAUCAAGACAUCUAUAGUUGAUUUGUGCAUAAUUUUCCUUAGAAAUCUUCUACAUAAUUGAUUAUUAUCCCUGUUUGCUUAAGAAGGGAAUCGAGUACUUUUUAGUUUAGAGAUCGUGUUGUACAUGACGGGCGUGCUGUUCUUUUUAACAAUUAUUUUGAUAAAAAAUUAUUUUUACGUUCUCGAA
Molecule: messenger RNA, 6011 nt
Organism: Manihot esculenta (cassava)
Lineage: Eukaryota; Viridiplantae; Streptophyta; Magnoliopsida; Malpighiales; Euphorbiaceae
Product: protein NETWORKED 1D
Exons: 5
Coding region: 430-5772 (1780 amino acids)
Cellular component (GO): plasma membrane
Molecular function (GO): actin filament binding
Source: RefSeq, a predicted model, not a curated record